AUGGCCUCCGCUUCACCACUCUCUCCAACCUUCUAUGGCCAUAUUGCCUCCACACAGGAUGCUCUUCUCCUCUUCGAAGCAUGUCUCAGCGGAGCUCUCAAUCACGUCGCCCGGCGCCCCCAUGACCGAGAGCGGGUGAGCUUGAUCAAGAGCGGAAAUGUCUUCAUCUACGAAGAGCACUCUUCUGGAAUCAAGCGCUGGACGGACGGUGUGCCGUGGAGCCCAAGUCGGAUACUGGGCAAUUUCCUCGUCUACCGGGAGCUCGAGCGUCCUUUUCCCCCAGGAGAGAAGAAAAGAGCGAUGAAGCGCAGCAAAAGAUCUCCAGGAAUCAGUAAACCGGAUUCCUUUGGGCCUCCAGGAAAUGGGAUCAGCAAUGGCUACAAUCCAGUCCCUGCAGCUGCGUCCUCCUUCGAAACAUCAAGCACAAACUCCCUGAGCAAAGAAACCGAGCGGUCACUAAUCGGGUCACUCGUGGAUUCGUAUGGAUUCAAAGAAGAAGGCCUUGUCAAGAAGACCGUCAGCGUUACCGUGGGCGGUGUCUCUCAUCAUCUCGUUUCCUACUAUACAGUUGCAGAUGUCAUGAACAACAAAUUCACCACUCCCUCGAAAGACCCGAGAUUCCAACAUAUCACUCCACGACCGGACCUGAUCACCAAGCAGAAUUUCCGGACCCCGAUUGAUGAAGUGGAUUCA
This is a messenger RNA of Mollisia scopiformis, 693 nucleotides long. RefSeq lists its product as uncharacterized. The annotation marks the transcript as partial. The transcript has a single exon. The record is from RefSeq and is a predicted model, not a curated record. NCBI's taxonomy places the organism in Eukaryota, Fungi, Ascomycota, Leotiomycetes, Helotiales, Mollisiaceae. Gene Ontology annotation, molecular function: DNA binding.